Messenger RNA from Acanthochromis polyacanthus (spiny chromis), 7625 nucleotides. It is a transcript of the gene rc3h1b, whose product is annotated as ring finger and CCCH-type domains 1b. The transcript has 20 exons. Gene Ontology annotation, molecular function: metal ion binding. Lineage: Eukaryota; Metazoa; Chordata; Actinopteri; Pomacentridae. The record is from RefSeq and is a predicted model, not a curated record. Bases 362 to 3763 code for a protein of 1133 amino acids.
ACACACGCACAUAUACACACAUCUUGCUCAGCUAGCUGUAACCGGCUAGCGAGUCUGUCGUCGAGUUGACACCCUCCCCAAACCUCGGCAGCAGCUAAGCUGCACAGUCGACAUGGCAAGAAAAUAUCGCAACAGUUUCCUAAAGAAAGAUGAAAAACUUCCAAGUCUUUUGGAAUAAUAUUCAUCACGCGAUGUGAUCCAAAAUCCACAAUGUGUGAGGACAUUUAAGAACGAUUGAGUUCGGAAGAAAAAAAAAUUUGAUUCCAGUGGAAUCUUCCAUAUAUAUAUAUAAUUAUUAUAUUUUUUCUCUGUGUUAAAGCUUACAUACAUUUAUACACACCCAUCCCAUCAACAUAUAACCAUGCCAGUGCAAGCACCACAAUGGACAGAGUUCCUGCUGUGCCCAAUCUGCACACAGACAUUUGAAGAGACUGUUCGCCGGCCCAUCAGCUUGGGCUGUGGACAUACUGUCUGCAAGAUGUGCCUGAACAAGUUGCACCGUAAGGCCUGUCCCUUUGACCAGACAGCAAUCAGCACAGACAUCGAGCAGCUACCUGUCAACACAGCCCUGUUGCAGCUAGUGGGAGGCCAGGUUCCUAAGGCUCAGCCAGUUGCUUUGAUAACCAGUCCUGAGGACUCGCAGCAUUAUGAGGAAGCCAGGCAGUGUGUGGAGGAACUGGCUCUCUACCUCAAACCCCUCAGCAACACCCGGGGUGUGGGUUUGAGCAGUACAGCCCAGAGCAUGCUUAGUCGACCCAUGCAGAGGAAACUGGUAACUCUGGUCCACUGCCAGCUGGUGGAAGAAGAGGGCCGUGUUAGAGCCAUGAGAGCUGCCCGCUCUCUGGGUGAGCGAACUGUCACCGAGCUCAUCUUGCAGCACCAGAAUCCACAGCAGCUCUCUUCCAAUCUGUGGGCUGCUGUCCGUGCACGAGGAUGUCAGUUUCUUGGCCCAGCAAUGCAAGAGGAAGCUCUGAAGUUGGUCCUCCUUGCUCUAGAGGAUGGUUCUGCUCUGUCCAGGAAAGUUUUGGUUCUCUUUGUAGUUCAGAGGCUUGAGCCACGCUUUCCACAGGCCUCUAAAACUAGCAUAGGCCAUGUGGUACAGCUCCUCUACAGGGCCUCCUGCUUUAAGGUCACCAAACGUGAUGAAGAUUCAUCCCUGAUGCAGCUGAAAGAGGAGUUCCGUACUUACGAGGCUCUGCGACGUGAGCAUGACUCUCAGAUUGUUCAGAUUGCCAUGGAGGGUGGACUGCGCAUUGCACCUGACCAGUGGUCUUCUCUGUUGUAUGGAGAUCAAUCUCACAAGUCACACAUGCAGUCUAUCAUCGAUAAGCUGCAGACCCCAGCAUCUUUUGCUCAGAGUGUCCAGGAGCUGACGAUUGCACUGCAAAGGACCGGAGACCCAGCCAACCUCAACAGGCUGCGGCCUCACCUGGAGCUAUUGGCCAACAUUGAUCCCAGUCCUGAUGCUCCUCCACCUACAUGGGAGCAGCUUGAGAAGGGUUUGGUAGCAGUGAAAACAGUGGUACAUGGCCUGGUGGACUUCAUUCAGAAUCAUAGCAAGAAAGGAGCGGAUCCUCAACAGCCUCCUCAGCACAGCAAGUACAAGACAUAUAUGUGUCGCGACAUGAAACAGAAGGGAGGCUGUCCACGUGGAGCCAGCUGCACCUUUGCUCACUCUCAGGAAGAACUGGAGAAAUAUCGUAAGAUGAAUAAGCGUCUUGCAGCUCGUAUCCCCGGUGCAGGAGGGCUCUUGUCAGAUGAGGGCCUUCCUCUUGAUGUAGCAGUGACCCGAAAGCCUUCACCCCUCACCAAUGGGAACGUUGCACCCUCUUUGCCCCAGCUCAUUGCUCGUGGCACAGAUACAGUCUCAUACGAACUAUUGCGCAAACCUGUCAAGAUGGAUGGAGGGAAUCCCAGUGCCCCAGGAUCACCACCUGAUGUCCUGGACCCUGUGCCCAAACCCGGUAUGCCUCUGCCACCUCAUGCCAUGGCCCACUCAAGGAUUGCAACAGAUCACCUUUCUGGAGUGAAGCACAUGCCUGUGGUAGCUAGAGGUUCACCAGUGUACCCCCAGCCUCAACUCUCUGAGAUGUGCUAUGACACUCGCCCACCACCUUCUGCCUCUCAGUAUGAGCCCCCACAGUACCCUACAGGGUACCCCUACCAACAGCCACCACAGUAUGUUCCUCGGGAUUACAUCCGUAACGCUCCUCCCCCCAGUGAGUCAGGACCCCCUUACCAGGACCCUUACUCUGGCUAUGGCCCUCCUGAGCGUCCUUACCAGGCCCCUCACUCUGGCCCACCCUUCUCCUAUCCUCACCCUCCACACUAUGACAGAAGUCGCCAUGGGACCUACGCUGGCCCACCACCUCCCCCACAGCCUUACCCUCAGAGGGAUGGCUUGGUUAGAAUGAGUCCAGCACCUUUGGAUGUUCCCCCACCAUCAGCAGCACAGGCUAACUCACUGUACCACCAGGAGCCCAGUUCCCGGGAUAGAUACCCACCAGAUGCUUACUAUCAACCAGGUGCCCAGCCUCCACCUAUGAGGACUUAUGUCAGGGGGGGGCCAUCAUAUAGUGGUUCACAGCCCAGCCUGGACUACCUGCACCGCCGUCGGCAGGAGCUGUUAUCCCAGCUAGAGGAGAGGAAGGUUAUUUCCCCUCCACCGUUUGCUGCGUCACCCACUCUUUCACAUCCCUUCCCCAGUGAUUACCCUCCUGAGUAUGGUGAGGAGAGCUCCAAAACUAUAGUUAAAUGCAGAGAGCCAGACUAUGCAGGACAAUACUCUCCCUGGUCUUGUGAAACUAUCGGCUCGUACAUUGGCACAAAGGAUGCCAAACCCAAAGAUGUUAUGGUUCCUGGUGCCAUGGAGAUGAUGAAUGUGGAGGCUAAAGGUCUGAGGGAACCAUCAUUGGAGGCCCCUCGGAGGGGUGCAGAAGUAAAGGAUGAUGACCCUAUUAUUCCGUUUGGUCCCCAGCCUACUGUGUCACGCUUUGGUGCCAUUUCCCGCACUUCAAAAACAGGCUACCAGACCACUGGUCCUGUGCAGGCUAUGGCAGCCACUCCCCCGAACCCCAACUCUAAACACAUGGCCAUGCCAGAGUACACAUAUGGAAGCCAUGGAGGAUGGGGUGGAGCUUCAUACCCCUCCCACCAGACUGCCUCCUCCUCUCAGGGACACUUCACUGAGCGCCUGCCUAUGGCCGCCUCAGACAGAGAACAGUUAAAGAUUGAGCUGCAGCAAGUCAACCAGCAGAUCACUCAACAGACCCAGAUGCACAGCAUGGAGGCUGCCAGUAACUCUUUACUCCUGCAGAGGGAGGCCAGUGCAUUGGCAGGUCAGCCUGUGCAGUCCAGCCAGGGCCAGGCAGCAGUAGCCUCGCAACAGCCCAAGUGGCCAGCAGGGGGAGCAAGUGCAACAGCUGUCUCCAGUGAACAGCUGAGCCUGGAGCUCCACCAGGUGGAGAGAGAGAUUGGCAAGAGGACCCGUGAGAUGGCUAUGGAAAACCAAGUAGCUCAUGAUGUGCAGCAGUACAAGAUGAAACCUGCAGAGAAUGGACAGCCAGAGCACAAGACUCAGCUAGAAGAGAUCUCCCUGGCUCUUGGCGAGGUGUCAAAUGGCUCCAGCAGUCUGCAAGAAAGUGCAGUGGGCGGGUCCAUGCUGUCACUGACGAAUAAGACGUCUGCGCUGGGCCUGUGUUCUGACCCAGGUGCCACUGGUUCAGAAAUGCAGAAGAAUGGCGUUGUCCAUUCCUGCUCUUAGGAAGUACACACUUACACACACCUGCGCGCCCGCGUACACACACAUAUACAUGCACGCAAACACAUAAAAACACACACACACAGGAUGCUCAGUUGAAAAGCAUGCACAGGCACACAUACACCCAUUCUAUUUAGAAGAUGAGCAGUAUCUGCCGUGAUGAAUUUUCUUUCUUUUUGUUCUGUGAAUGAGCUUUUUUUAAUGACUUUCCUUGCCUGGAAACCAGGGCAUAUGAUAACAUUUCUUGUGCGUGUUAUUUUAAUUUUUUUUGUACUGGUAUUAGAUUAACAAGGCUCACAAUAGAUAUAUCAGGAGGAUAAAAUGGUGGUGAUGUUGACAGUGUUAUUAUAACUUGAUUCAAAAAAGGAUAGACGCAUUCCAUCCUCAGUAAAAGUAUGAGCAAGUAUUUGAUUCUCCCUUUUAUAAGACUCUUGGUUUAGUUCUAUAAGCAUACAUGUAAUAGAGCAGUUGGAGCUGAUUAGCAAGUACAGUUACAUCACAGACACUCUGAUAACUUCUAUUAGGAUCUCUGAUUUAUGAGGGUAAUGUAGGAAACAGCAGAAGUGUGUCGCUUGGUACUCACCCCCAAAAUCGUAAAAAAGAAAAAAAAGAGGUUGCCCAGAUUUAGAUGUCUGAGGAGGGAAAAACCGUGCAAUCUUUAGCCAAAAUGAUCACGCAAGGUGUUGAGAAAUGAGGUGUUGCAGCACAUGCACUUCCUCACCUAUCACAAGAAAUAUGAUUUUUAAUUAUUGCAUUUUCUGAACACGUCACAUGUCUGUUUCAUACUUGAAAGCAGUAUAUUAUAUAUUUAAUUGGAGCAUUCUGUUUUAAAGAUUGCAACAAGUCUUUUUGAUAAUGAGCUUUCCAUGUUUUCUAUAAGGGAAUCUACUAUGUGCUACUCUGGGUUGUGAUGUGACCCUGAUGUGGUUUUGUUGCGAUGCCUUUUGCCUGUGCUCCUUAAUGUGCUGCAUUCAGUACCGAGCCAAUUGUUAUGAAAUUUUUCAACAUUCACAAAAGAGGGUAGAUUUUUUUUUUUGUUGUUGUUUUGUGUUUUUUGGGGGGAUGAUGGGUGAAUGCACCUUAACCGGCUGAGAGAGAGAGAGAGUACAUGUUUCUGCUUCAGGAGUCAGGUGAAUACGUGUACACUUGACUUUAUGACAUCAGGGCAAAUAAAGAUUUCCCUCCUCAGAGCUUCUCAUCUGGCCACACAAAAGGCCUCCCCAUUGGGAUUAUCUUGUCAUUUGUUCUCCUAACUUCUAUGAAGUUGCCUUCCCUUGUGUCUUUUUUGUUUGAUUCUGUUUUAUUUUUUCUUGCUUUACAUUGUUACGAUUUUGGGCGGUGAAGCUUACCUUGUGAAGGCUUUGUAGCCCUUAGUGGAUGACUUGCCCUCCUCUUUUUCACGAGAUGGUUGAAUUAUGUGCAGAAGCCAGGUUUAACAUUUGUAGUAGAAGGGUUACUGUUGUAGUGUUUUCAGCUACACAGUCAAUUUGAAACUGUUUACAGCAGAAGACAGCAGUAUUAAUUCCUGAGGAGUAAACAAAGCAAGCUUUCAAAAACACCUCUCCUUGAAUCAUAUUCGUUAUGUUCAUUUAUAUUGCAUUGAGUAUAUUUAAGCAUCUUUAUUGAUGCCUGGUACAAUAUUCAUUUCUGUUCACUGUUAUGUUCAUAACUUGCUGUCAUCAUCACCAUCAUUACUACUGUUAUUGCUCUUUCUCCAUCAUAUAAAUUGUUUACUGCUGAUGCUCCUGGAGCUCUUUGCCUUCUGUAAACAAUUAGCAUGAUUGGCAACGGUUUAACAGCGCUGCUGAGAGCGAGUGAGUCCUUGUGCUUGAACGGUUGAAGGAUAGAGGAGACGCUCUGGGUCAAGUUGUUUUAGUUCAAUGUUGAGCCUUGGUUUUGGUCAGACGAGGUGUACUAAGAAACUGACAGUUGAUAACUGAUGAGUCACUGAACGGCACAAAUGUUUUUGUGUCCGACACCCUCUGAAUAGUUUGAUGUGCAUCUCUUCCAGCUUGUCAGCGCCACGAUAGUGAAUGCUAAUUUGGAUUUGUCCCCCCCCCCCAACCCACACUUAAGGCCUUUGGCUGCUCCUUGCUACAUUUAUUGUUUAGGUACACAGCUCACUUAUACAUAUGAGUAUGUAUACAUACAUUAAUAUACUAAAGCACUAUUAACGUGCCACCUCUUAUUCUACUCGCUCAGCAUUUAUAUUAAAUGAUCUCUACUUAGAAUCAGCAAAAUGUUUUUUUUUUUAUUUGUUCUCUGUCCACUGGUUGCCAACACAGACUUUAUCCUUUCCCAGACGAAGGACUUCUGUGUGCAUUGAUGUGUGUUCACUUAAUCUUUUGUGUUCAAACAAAGAUGUUCUUUAUAGACUAUGCUUCCGAAGAAGACAAAAUCUGUAACUUUGGAAAAUUUAUGGAGAUGUUUUGUGUGUGCUAGAUUGUAUUGUAGAAAAUGUACCCUGACUAAGUUUAUUUUUUUUCUUUUCCUCUCCCUCAAAGUGUGCUGUACUGGGUGGUAGUGUUCAGGUAUUAGAAAAGUGUUGGGGGUUUUUGCCCACUAUUGCCCCCGAAGAAUUGGCAGGAAGUCUCUGAUGAAAGGUUAGCCUUAAAUCCUCUUGUAAUGCUCCUUUACAUUGUCUGUUUUCGGAGCAGGAAAUGUUUUCGGAGCAGGAAAUGAUCUCAAAAAAGAAAAAAAACAACAACUAAUUAACACUGAAUUGGCAUGAUUUAGUGUCAGACAGAUGGACUCUAGCGGACUCCACCCCUUGACACCCUUUUAAAACUGUCAUAUAAAACGGCAACAAUGCAAUAAUGCAAAUCUCUGAAGAUUUGAGUUAAAAAUGUAUAUUUUUAUUUUUUAAAGGUAAUGUUGUUGACCUAGCUGGGUUUGUAGUUUUUGCUUUCCUUUUUUUUGUUUCUGCAGUAGUUGAGUGAAUUUACUGACCUGCAAGUCUUAGUCUUUGAUGCAUCAUCUGACCUGAUGUGUAGUCAACAGCUUUAAGCGUAUCAAAGUGACUUUCACACAAGUAUUUUUUCUUCUUUCACAACUAUUUACAAGAAUUUGGCCCGCCAGCUAAGAAAUUCAGUAUAAAGUUAAAAAGAGGGAAUGAUGAUUUAGCCAUAAAUUGACAACAUUUGAUGAUGUUAAUUCAAUAUGUUGUUUUUCACUCUUCUAAAUGCAAGACAACCAAAACUACCACAAUGCUGAUUCUACCUGAUAGGUCACUGCAGGACUGAAUGAGCCUAAAACGCCUUUAGCUUAGCAGAACUGGCAUACAAUGACGUAUGUGGUGGUUUACUAUAUAGUGAAUAGCAUAUAUGUUGAUUUCAAUCUCCUGUGUGUUUUGUUUCUGAGUGGAACUGCUGCCUAUACCCCUCAUUUAACCAGUUAAUAUCUCCACUCCCACCCUUGACCACUGAACUCUGUUACUGCUGUUUGAGGCUCACAUUUUAUUCCCGGACUUUCUGGGGAAAUUCGCAAAUGGAUUUUUUAUAUGAUUACUCCCUUGUAAAAUAUCUCUUAAAUUAAGGUACAGGUUUGAUUUCAGCAAGAAAAAAAGUUUUUAUAUGUAUAUUAUACUCCAUUAAGGAAUGUCUAGAAUUAUCUUCCUCCAAUGUGGAUGUAGCCAUUAUUACGCCAUUUUAUGACUUUGUAAGAGAAUUCACUGUGUGAAAAUUGGUUUGCAUUUUUGUAUAAUACAAUCUGCUUUUUUUUUGUUUGAUACGAGAGGGAGGUCAAACUGGAAGUUUGAAGAGAGGGAAAAAAAGUACCUGUGAAAUUGAGAAAACAAAACGUAACUUAUGUACAACAGUGAUUCUAAGCUGAGGGGGAAAGAUUAAAUGAUAUUGCUAACUCCGAA